Molecule: messenger RNA, 3498 nt
Organism: Penaeus indicus
Lineage: Eukaryota; Metazoa; Arthropoda; Malacostraca; Decapoda; Penaeidae
Product: calcium homeostasis endoplasmic reticulum protein-like
Exons: 16
Coding region: 114-2840 (908 amino acids)
Biological process (GO): intracellular calcium ion homeostasis; RNA processing
Cellular component (GO): perinuclear region of cytoplasm
Molecular function (GO): RNA binding
Source: RefSeq, a predicted model, not a curated record
UUACAUGUCAGGGAAGAGACGAAAGCAAAGUCCCGCGUCUGCUAUUAUUGUGUGUUUUGUGUACUUUGCACCGUGCAUUUUUAUUUCCCAAGUGUUACAAUUCGUGUUAAUCGAUGAUGGAACUUCCCCAACCUCCGCCAGAUCAGGAACUUAAAAACAUUAUAGACAAACUUGCACAGUUUGUGGCUCGCAAUGGACCUGAGUUUGAGCAGAUGACCAAGACUAAACAGAAAGAAAACCCAAAGUUUAGCUUUCUGUUUGGUGGAGAAUACUUUAACUAUUACCAAUACAAAGUUACAACAGAACAAGCAAUGCUGGUGAUUUUUCAUUCUACUGAAGGAAAAGUACUGAAGCAUCGUCAAGCCCGGGAACAGCAACAGCAGCAGCAGCAGCCUCCCCAGCCGCAGCAGCCACAGCAGCCAGCCUUGCACCAGGUUCCCCCUCCACCUCAGGCACCAUUUUCAGGUGGAGGUGCUCCUGCCCCUUUCCCAGGCCCAAACUACCCUCCUGCCUAUGGCUAUCCUCCAACCUCCGCAUACCCUGGUGGAGACGUGCCACCCUUCCCUCAGGGAGCGGUCCCCCCGGCCGGCUUUACUCCCGGACAGUAUGUUCCUCCACCUCCCUCCAGUGAACCACCCACCUCCUUCCCCCCUGUAACGACCACCUUCCCCCCAGGAGACCCAAGCUAUGCAACCUCUACAUCCUAUGCCCCAACCACCACCUCUGAGCCUUUGUUCUCACACACUCCUCAGUCAUUCCCUCCACCUCCUCCUGGGGAUGCUACCUACACUGCCCCACAGGCGGGCGAGCCUGGUGCAUUUACCAACAAUGCGCCAGGGUAUGUGCAGCAACCACCACCACCUCCACCUCCAACUGUAAAUGUUGACACCUUAGCCAAUCAACAGCAACAGCUACAGGAGCAGAUACACCAAAGUGAACAGAACCUGGCUGCACAACAACAGGUCCUGGAGCAGCAGAAAGAUGGCCAAGUCAGGGAGGGUAUAUAUGUGGCCAGAGGGGAAGUUUUGCGCAACGAGGCGGCCGAUCUGGGUUUUUCGACGCAUGAGCUUGAUGAACUUUUGGGGCCCAUUGUUGAGUCGUGCACCAAAGACUCAAUCUCCAAUGGCAAGCACUGGAUCUUCACCAAUGCACAGUCGCCCACCAAGAAUCACUGGAUUGCACGAUAUCUGCUCUGGAAAGCAACAGCCAACAGUGGUCCAUUUACUCACAAACUUCACAUCAUUUACUUGAUGAAUGAUGUCUUGCAUCACUGUGUAAGGAAAAAUGCAGAUGACCUGAAGGAGGCACUUGAAAAGGUUUUAGCCCCCAUGUUCUGCAAUGCAAUGACAGUAGCCUCCGACGACCAGAAAUCCAAACUGGACAAGCUACUGUCGCUAUGGGAAUCCAAGAUCAACUUAGAAGAUGUUGUCCUAUUACAACUGAAAAAUCCCGUGGAAUCAUGGGGAGCAUUCGAGAAGGGAUUGAUUGAUGAGUUCCCGCAAGUAGUUGCAACUAUCAACCAACAUAUAGAUGCUACUUUUGAAGGGUAUAAACAGCAGCAUAAUGCAUUUGUCCAGCAUGCAACAGGACAGAUUCAGGCUAUUGAACAACAGAAACAGCAACUGGAACAACAGGCAGCAGCAGCUGCAGCAGCCGCAGCAGCAGCAGCGGCGGCGGCAGCAGCUGCAGCAGCAGCAGCUGCUCAAGGGGGUGGCUACGCUGGUGCCCCUCCCCCCCAGCCACAGUUUCCUCCCCCUGCCCCGCCCAUGCCCUCUGCGCUGGACUUCAAUCAGCCUCCACCGGGCUUUCCUCCUGGUUUGCCGCUUGUCGACUUCAGCAAACCUCCCCCAGGAUUUCCUGUUGAAGAGCAGAAGGAAAAUUUGGUCCCCACGGUGCCAUAUUAUGAGCUGCCAGCAGGGCUCAUGGCCCCUCUGGUCAAGAUUGAAGACCACAAGUAUCGGCCACUCGAUCCUAAUGACCUGAGGCUCCCCCCACCCACACCACCCAGUGAGAGGUUGCUGAGAGCGGUAGAGAAUUUCUAUGCUCCACCUUCACACGAAAAACCACGAAAUAGUGAGGGUUGGGAGCAGCUAGGUUUGUACGACUACUACAAAGAAAAGAGUCAGUCAGUGAAACGGAAAGAGACAGAAAUUAAUGAUGGAAUCCGGGAACGCUCGCGCUCCCCCUCUCCUGUCGUCAUUGAGCCACCGCCAGAGGAAGAUGAGAAGCCAUCCGAUCAGCCAGUCAGGAGAUACAGAUCGGUGAGUCCAGAGAAAGUUGAGGAGAAAGUCAAGUCAUCCUCCCGAUCUCGCUCGAGCAGCAAGAGCCCAUCCCGCCCAAGCAUGAACAAGCAGCGGUCCAGAUCCAGGUCACGGUCAAGAACUCCGCCAAGGUCAAGACAUAGGUCACGGUCGAAGUCGCCUCGCAGGUCCAACUCAGACUCCAGGUCACCCAGAAGAAACAGUAGGUCAAGGUCAAGAUCCAGGUCCAAAUCACCAAGGUCGCCUGUGAGAAUUCCGUUUAAACGAUCCGUCUCGAGAAGUCCAAGCCCCCCGUCAUUUAUGACGGGAUCAUUCCCCAAGAUGGACCAGAGGCUCGACGAGAGCAACAAGGGCCACCAGAUGCUAAAGAAGAUGGGUUGGGGCGGCUCAGGUCUGGGGGUCAAGGAGCAGGGCAUCAGCGUCCCCGUGUCGGCGGCGGAAGUGCGGGAUUCGCCACAGGAGAGAUUCCGUGGCUUAGGGGUGCCUUCCGCCCAGAGUGACCCUUACGAAGCGUUCAGGAAGAAUAAAGGACAGGCAUUUAUUAAUCGGAUGAAGGCAAGAGCCGAGGAAAAGUUUUAGAGAAAGUUAUUUUUUACUUUUUUUUUUUUUACUUUUUUCUUUUUUCUUUUUCUUUUUUUUUUUUCUUGUGUGUGUGUGUACAUACAUAUAUGUGAUGAUAGAGAGAGUUGUCACAGAAUAUUUAUACCAAUUUGAAUAUUGUAAAGAAUUGAGAGUGAGGGCAGUAGUCUGAAUGAAAAGAAUGGUGAGGGACUUUGACAGAUCUACAGGAAUCGUGAGUUAUUAUAGGUUCUUUAAAAGUGAAUGCUAUUUCCGUUAUUUCCAUUUGAAAUGCGCACAGUAAGGAAAACUUUAACAUUGUCAGGUAGUGAAUUAUUCACAAGGAAGUAGAUUAUUAAACAUUCAGAAACGAUAUUAACACUUCAUCAGUGUCUUUAGAUUCAAACAAUUUAGGCCUGUGGAAGAAAACCAUAAUCUUUAUUUUUGGUUUGUUCUUGAUUAUCAUAAAUUAAGUUCAGCUUUUGAUUAGGUAGAGUAAUAGGCAAUUGUAGAAUAUGGUUAUAACAACUUGUUCUUCAGAUAUUGAACACAUGAUGGAAUUUUACAGGACAUUUGCUGCAGAUAACCUAUAUUCUUUAAGCAUAUUCUUUGGUCUGUUGAUUACAAGACUUAUGUAGAUCAGUCAUUGUUCUGGUGAAAUAAAAGUAAUUGCUGUCGA